Molecule: messenger RNA, 7278 nt
Organism: Mus pahari (shrew mouse)
Lineage: Eukaryota; Metazoa; Chordata; Mammalia; Rodentia; Muridae
Gene: Nalcn
Product: sodium leak channel, non-selective
Exons: 45
Coding region: 411-5726 (1771 amino acids)
Biological process (GO): monoatomic ion transport; transmembrane transport
Cellular component (GO): membrane
Molecular function (GO): monoatomic cation channel activity
Source: RefSeq, a predicted model, not a curated record
ACCAGCCUGAGAAGACUGCCCAGCUGUUGCUGAGACUGGCUGCUGGAGGAGAGAGGAAAGCCACCUGCAAGUACGGACCCUGGCACCGGCCACCAUCUGCGGCGCUGCCUUGAGCAUCCUCUGUCGCUCGCGCAGCAAAGCCAACUGCAAAAGGCAAGCGAAUAAACGCAAGGCCAGGACUCCUGCAGCUCUCCCUGUGCCCCUCGCUUGUGCGGCAGACGCUAGUGGAGAACCAGCACGGAGCUGACUGAGCCGCCGUAGGUGAGGGGCCGCGUCCCCACCCGCUCAGGCCGGCGCGCCCCGCACGGAUCCCGCCUGCUGCCGCGACUGCAGCCCCGGCACCAUGACCACUCCGCGCGCUGCGGUUACAGACUGUGUUUUUGUACCUGCCUCCCAAAGCUAACUUCAGCAUGCUCAAAAGAAAGCAGAGUUCCAGGGUGGAAGCCCAGCCAGUUACUGACUUUGGUCCUGAUGAAUCUCUAUCAGACAAUGCUGACAUACUCUGGAUUAAUAAGCCAUGGGUUCACUCUCUGCUGCGCAUUUGUGCCAUCAUCAGCGUCAUCUCAGUGUGCAUGAACACACCUAUGACCUUCGAGCACUAUCCUCCUCUUCAGUAUGUGACCUUCACCUUGGACACUUUAUUGAUGUUCCUCUAUACCGCAGAGAUGAUAGCAAAGAUGCACAUACGGGGAAUUGUCAAGGGUGAUAGCUCCUAUGUGAAGGAUCGCUGGUGUGUUUUUGAUGGAUUCAUGGUCUUUUGCCUUUGGGUAUCUCUUGUGUUACAGGUGUUUGAAAUAGCUGACAUAGUUGAUCAGAUGUCACCUUGGGGCAUGCUGCGGAUCCCACGGCCACUCAUUAUGAUCCGGGCUUUCAGGAUUUAUUUCCGAUUUGAACUGCCAAGGACAAGAAUUACAAACAUUUUAAAGCGGUCAGGAGAACAAAUAUGGAGUGUUUCAAUUUUCCUCCUUUUCUUCCUUCUUCUGUAUGGAAUUUUAGGAGUUCAAAUGUUUGGAACAUUUACCUACCACUGUGUAGUCAAUGACACAAAGCCAGGAAAUGUAACCUGGAAUAGCUUAGCUAUUCCAGAUACGCACUGCUCCCCAGAGCUAGAAGAAGGCUAUCAGUGCCCUCCAGGAUUUAAAUGCAUGGACCUGGAAGACCUGGGACUUAGCAGGCAAGAGCUGGGCUACAGUGGCUUUAAUGAGAUAGGCACGAGUAUAUUCACAGUCUAUGAGGCUUCAUCUCAGGAAGGCUGGGUAUUCCUCAUGUACAGAGCAAUCGACAGUUUCCCCCGCUGGCGCUCCUACUUCUACUUCAUCACACUGAUUUUCUUCCUUGCUUGGCUUGUCAAGAAUGUGUUUAUUGCUGUCAUCAUUGAGACAUUUGCAGAAAUCAGAGUACAGUUUCAACAAAUGUGGGGAACUCGGAGCAGCACAACUUCUACCGCCACCACACAGAUGUUCCAUGAAGAUGCCGCUGGUGGUUGGCAGCUGGUAGCUGUGGAUGUCAACAAGCCCCAGGGACGUGCCCCAGCCUGCCUACAGAAAAUGAUGCGGUCAUCGGUUUUCCACAUGUUUAUCCUGAGCAUGGUGACUGUGGAUGUAAUAGUUGCUGCCAGCAAUUACUACAAGGGAGAGAACUUCAGAAGGCAGUAUGAUGAAUUCUACCUUGCAGAGGUGGCUUUUACAGUACUUUUCGACCUGGAAGCACUUCUGAAGAUAUGGUGCUUGGGGUUUACUGGCUACAUCAGCUCAUCUCUCCACAAGUUUGAACUACUGCUUGUUAUUGGGACGACUCUGCAUGUGUACCCAGAUCUUUAUCAUUCUCAGUUUACAUACUUCCAGGUUCUGCGGGUAGUCCGGCUUAUUAAGAUUUCCCCAGCAUUGGAAGACUUUGUGUACAAGAUAUUUGGUCCUGGGAAAAAACUUGGAAGCUUGGUGGUGUUCACUGCCAGCCUCCUGAUAGUUAUGUCAGCCAUCAGUUUACAGAUGUUCUGCUUCGUCGAAGAACUGGACAGAUUCACCACGUUUCCAAGGGCAUUUAUGUCUAUGUUCCAGAUCCUCACCCAGGAAGGAUGGGUGGAUGUGAUGGAUCAGACUCUGAAUGCUGUGGGGCAUAUGUGGGCACCACUGGUUGCCAUCUAUUUCAUCCUCUAUCAUCUCUUUGCAACUCUGAUCCUCCUGAGUUUGUUUGUUGCUGUUAUUUUGGACAACUUAGAACUUGAUGAAGAUCUAAAGAAGCUCAAACAAUUAAAGCAAAGUGAAGCGAACGCGGACACCAAAGAAAAACUCCCUUUGCGCUUGAGAAUCUUCGAAAAGUUCCCAAACAGACCGCAAAUGGUGAAAAUCUCAAAACUUCCUUCAGAUUUUACAGUUCCUAAGAUCAGGGAAAGCUUCAUGAAGCAGUUCAUUGACCGCCAGCAACAGGACACCUGCUGUCUCUUCAGAAUCCUCCCUUCUACCUCUUCCUCAUCAUGUGACAACCCCAAGAAGCCCGCCGCUGAAGACAACAAAUACAUUGAUCAAAAACUCCGCAAGUCUGUUUUCAGCAUAAGGGCAAGGAACCUACUGGAAAAGGAGACCGCAGUCACAAAAAUCUUAAGAGCUUGCACUCGACAGCGCAUGCUGAGCGGAUCAUUCGAGGGGCAGCCAGCAAAGGAGAGGUCGAUCCUCAGCGUGCAGCAUCACAUCCGCCAGGAGCGCAGGUCACUAAGACAUGGAUCCAACAGCCAGAGGAUCAGCAGGGGCAAAUCGCUUGAAACUUUAACUCAAGACCAUUCAAAUACAGUGCGCUACAGAAACGCACAAAGAGAAGACAGCGAGAUAAAGAUGAUUCAGGAGAAGAAAGAACAAGCCGAGAUGAAAAGGAAGGUGCAAGAAGAGGAGCUGCGAGAGAACCACCCAUACUUUGACAAGCCUCUCUUCAUCGUGGGGCGGGAGCACAGGUUCAGAAACUUCUGCCGCGUGGUGGUUCGAGCACGCUUCAAUGCAUCCAAAACAGACCCUGUCACAGGAGCUGUGAAAAAUACAAAGUACCACCAACUUUAUGAUUUGCUGGGACUUGUCACCUACCUGGACUGGGUCAUGAUCACUGUAACCAUCUGCUCUUGCAUUUCUAUGAUGUUCGAAUCCCCCUUCCGGAGAGUCAUGCAUGCACCCACUUUACAGAUCGCAGAAUAUGUAUUUGUGAUAUUCAUGAGCAUUGAGCUUAAUCUGAAGAUUAUGGCAGAUGGCUUGUUUUUCACUCCAACUGCUGUCAUCAGGGACUUUGGUGGCGUCAUGGACAUAUUUAUCUAUCUUGUGAGUUUGAUAUUUCUUUGUUGGAUGCCUCAAAAUGUGCCUGCUGAGUCAGGAGCCCAGCUACUGAUGGUUCUUCGGUGCCUAAGACCUCUUCGGAUAUUCAAACUCGUGCCCCAAAUGAGGAAAGUGGUUCGAGAACUUUUCAGUGGUUUCAAGGAAAUAUUUUUGGUCUCCAUUCUGUUGUUGACGUUAAUGCUUGUUUUUGCAAGCUUUGGGGUUCAGCUCUUUGCUGGAAAGUUAGCCAAGUGCAAUGACCCCAACAUUAUCAGAAGGGAAGACUGUAAUGGCAUCUUCAGAAUUAAUGUAAGUGUGUCCAAGAACUUAAAUUUAAAACUAAGACCUGGAGAGAAAAAACCUGGAUUUUGGGUGCCCCGUGUUUGGGCAAAUCCUCGGAACUUUAACUUUGACAAUGUGGGAAAUGCCAUGCUGGCAUUAUUUGAAGUUCUGUCCUUGAAAGGCUGGGUAGAAGUGAGGGAUGUCAUUAUUCAUCGUGUGGGGCCGAUCCAUGGAAUCUAUAUUCAUGUUUUCGUAUUCCUGGGUUGCAUGAUUGGACUGACGCUUUUUGUCGGUGUAGUUAUUGCUAACUUCAAUGAAAACAAGGGGACAGCCCUGCUGACGGUAGAUCAGAGAAGAUGGGAAGAUCUCAAGAGCAGAUUGAAGAUCGCACAGCCUCUUCAUCUCCCACCUCGACCGGAUAAUGAUGGUUUUAGAGCUAAAAUGUAUGACAUAACCCAGCAUCCAUUUUUUAAGAGGACAAUUGCAUUGCUGGUUCUGGCCCAGUCUGUGUUGCUAUCUGUCAAGUGGGAUGUUGAGGAUCCUGUGACAGUUCCUUUGGCAACAAUGUCGGUUGUCUUCACCUUCAUUUUUGUCUUAGAGGUUACAAUGAAAAUCAUAGCAAUGUCACCAGCUGGGUUCUGGCAAAGCAGAAGAAACCGAUAUGAUCUCUUGGUGACAUCUCUUGGUGUUGUGUGGGUGGUGCUUCACUUUGCUCUGCUGAAUGCAUACACCUACAUGAUGGGAGCCUGUGUGAUUGUCUUUAGAUUUUUCUCCAUCUGUGGAAAGCAUGUGACAUUAAAGAUGCUCCUUCUGACUGUGGUUGUCAGCAUGUACAAGAGCUUCUUUAUCAUCGUAGGAAUGUUUCUCUUGCUGCUGUGCUAUGCCUUUGCUGGAGUUGUUCUGUUUGGUACCGUAAAGUAUGGAGAGAACAUUAACAGGCAUGCCAAUUUUUCUUCAGCUGGCAAAGCCAUUACUGUAUUGUUUCGAAUUGUCACAGGUGAAGACUGGAACAAGAUAAUGCAUGAUUGUAUGGUUCAGCCUCCAUUUUGUACUCCAGAUGAAUUUACAUACUGGGCAACAGACUGUGGCAAUUAUGCAGGGGCACUUAUGUACUUCUGCUCCUUCUAUGUCAUCAUCGCCUACAUCAUGCUGAAUCUGCUUGUAGCCAUAAUUGUGGAGAAUUUCUCUUUGUUUUAUUCCACUGAAGAGGACCAGCUUUUGAGUUACAAUGAUCUUCGCCAUUUUCAAAUUAUAUGGAACAUGGUAGAUGAUAAAAGAGAGGGUGUGAUCCCCACUUUCCGAGUGAAGUUCCUGCUACGGCUGCUGCGUGGGAGGCUGGAAGUGGACCUUGAUAAAGACAAGCUCCUGUUUAAGCAUAUGUGCUAUGAGAUGGAGAGGCUGCACAACGGUGGUGAUGUCACCUUCCAUGAUGUCUUAAGCAUGCUGUCCUACCGCUCUGUAGACAUCAGAAAGAGCCUGCAGCUAGAGGAGCUGCUGGCAAGGGAGCAGCUAGAGUACACCAUAGAGGAGGAGGUGGCUAAGCAGACUAUUCGCAUGUGGCUGAAGAAGUGCUUGAAACGCAUCCGGGCUAAACAACAGCAGUCAUGCAGCAUCAUCCACAGCCUGAGAGAGAGCCAGCAGCAAGAGCGGAGCCGGUUAUUCCUGAAUCCUCCCAGCAUUGAGACGACCCAGCCAAGUGAGGACACUAACGCCAACAGCCAGGACCACAGUAUGCAACCUGAGACAAGCAGUCAGCAGCAGCUCUUAAGCCCUACUCUGUCAGACAGAGGAGGAAGCCGACAGGAUGCAGCAGAUACUGGAAAACCCCAAAGGAAGAUUGGGCAAUGGCGUCUGCCCUCAGCUGCCAUCGCUGAGAAGACGGCACCUGUUAACAAAAUGAGCGGUUACAGCCAAGAUCCAGAAAGAGAGGAGGAAGAGGUUUCCAAGGGCUUCCUGGCCCCCAAACCAAUAAGCCAUUCUGUGUCUUCGGUUAACCUACGGUUUGGAGGAAGGACCACAAUGAAGUCUGUGGUCUGCAAGAUGAACCCCAUGCCAGACACAGCUUCCUGUGGCUCUGAAGUUAAAAAGUGGUGGACCAGACAGCUGACCGUGGAGAGCGAUGAGAGUGGAGAUGAUCUCUUGGAUAUCUAGAUGGGAAGCAGGACAUAGGGGGUCACAGGGUGAAAACUAUAGCUAAUAGCUUCUUUUAUCAUUGGGAGAGAGCAAACUGUAAUUGCUAAACACUAAAUUCCACCCAAGCAUGGGAUUUUCAGAAUUGAUUUUUGUUCAUUUAUUGGAAUGGUCUCUCAAAGAGUAUGAUGUUUUAGAUUAUUGUCAUGUAUUAAAGAAAAUGUGGGACUUGGGAGAUAAGUCAGUGAAAGAUCUCUUGUUCAACCUGUGCAAACCCCUAUGUUUGAAUCCCAGAAAUACAAGAAAAGAAAGAAAAUAUGUAUAAAGCAGUAUUGAUAAUAUUAGAAGCUGCAUUAACAGUAGAGUAUAUUAUAUAUCCAUGUAUUCUGUCUGUGUAAAGUAAGCUGUAUUCAUCUGCACUCUCAUGUGUUAUUACUACCCCUCUCAAAGAGUGCUAAGCCCAAACUGGCCCAUAUUUAUAGUACAGGAGUUAUAGCUAUAGUUCACUUUUUCCCCAUUUCCAAUAGAUAUACUUCCCUUGGGAGAAAUUAUUUAUGAUUGAUCUGAAAAGGUCAGUACUGUGCUCGUGCUAAAAUGAUAGCAGCUUCAAAACUACAGAUUUUGAAUUUUUUAAAAGCACAUUCUUUUUCUUUGUGUUUUUUUUUUUAAUGCUUAAUGUUAAAAAAAAUCAGGACCGUUUUAUUUCUGUUUUCAAGUACUCUAAUGAAAUUGUUGCCUGCUUCCAAGAAAGUUAUGUGUGUAGAUACCAUGUAAAGGAAUUGGCUACAGAUGCUAUUGGUAUAUAACCAACUUGUAGAUGUAUUACUUCAUGAACUUGAUGAAACAAAAAUGUCUUGAAAUCUUUAAAAAAAAAUCCUUUAAAUAACUCAAUUUAGAAAACAGAAUAAACAUGUUAGGGUCAACCUGGCUAAAAGUUUACACUUGAGAGAUUAUUGUGGACUUCAUGGAUUGUCCUUGCUGUAGCCAUUUUGCUAUGAAUCAACAGGAGCAUUAUGGGUUGGCUUUAAUACACCAUUUCAAUGCUAGAUUCAAAAUAAUUUCCCUGCUCUCAGGAUUAACUAUUGAAAUAACAGAAGGGUGCAAAAACCUCACUCUAAACCCCACUGAAAAUACCACAAUGUAAUUGUGCAUUUUCCCUCAUGCCAAUGGUCCAUGUCCUCUGGGAAAAGUGGAAAUACAAAACUAUUGGAAAGCACUGAUAGACCCUGCCUGGGCAGGGUCUCCCCUGAGUUAUCAAUUUCAUAUUUGAUGAUCAGAAUAUUUUAAGAGAUUGAGUGUGUAAAAAUUCCCUGGUGCCUAGGUUGCUUUAUGCUAUCCUUUUCUCUAUUUAACCUUGUUCAAUAGCCAAAUAUCGCAUCCUUCCUACACAGAAGUAAUGAUGUAAUGUGCCCAUCUACUGCUUAUAUGAUUACUUGUGACUACUAGACAAUAGGCAAUUCCAGUUUGUGCAGCCAAGGGGAAUUUUUAUUGGGUUUUAUGUUUGUUCAGAAUUUGAUUUUUGAAUAUAAAAACAAAAUAAAAAUCUGAUUUGUAAAAGAAUUUAUUGUGACCU